Molecule: messenger RNA, 531 nt
Organism: Helianthus annuus (common sunflower)
Lineage: Eukaryota; Viridiplantae; Streptophyta; Magnoliopsida; Asterales; Asteraceae
Exons: 2
Coding region: 1-531 (176 amino acids)
Source: RefSeq, a predicted model, not a curated record
AUGCCAUCUAAUUCUUGGUGGCCCUCGUCUUCGGAUGACGAAGAGGAGAUGUUUUUCGCAAACGCUGUGCUACGGGCGGGGCAGAUUCUUAUUGAAGAGGAAGAGGAAGACGUCUCGUCUGAAAACGUUAUUACCAGACGAAUACGGAUUAACAGAGACCGCCAAGGAGCGCACGAGGAAUUGGUGAACGAUUAUUUUUCGGAUGAACCACUUUACAAUGACGAGAUUUUCAGACGCAGGUUCCGAAUGAGUCGCCGGUUAUUCACACGGAUUGCUAAUGAUUUGGCGGGGCUAGACCCGUUUUUCACGCAACGACCUGAUGCUCGAAAUUAUGAAGGGUUCACCACGUUACAAAAGUGUAUUGCGGCCAUUCGCCAACUGGCGUACGGGACAGUGGCCGACGCUUUGGACGAGUACUUACAAAUGUCGGCAAGAACUACGCGGGAAUGCUUAUAUCGGUUUUGCCAGAAUGUGGUGAAACUGUAUAGCAAAAAAUAUUUGCGUAAACCAAACUCGUAUGAUGUUCAGUAG